Messenger RNA from Sphaeramia orbicularis (orbiculate cardinalfish), 3787 nucleotides. It is a transcript of the gene nol6, whose product is annotated as nucleolar protein 6 (RNA-associated). NCBI's taxonomy places the organism in Eukaryota, Metazoa, Chordata, Actinopteri, Kurtiformes, Apogonidae. Gene Ontology annotation, biological process: tRNA export from nucleus; rRNA processing. Gene Ontology annotation, cellular component: CURI complex; small-subunit processome; UTP-C complex. The record is from RefSeq and is a predicted model, not a curated record.
UGCACAUGUGAGAGCAUUAGGAAGCGGCGCCUCUGUGGAUGAAAAACGUGAAUAUAUUACAAUAAAUAUUAUUUUAUCAGCAGAUCAGACAUGAAGAAGAAAGACACAGCAGCAGAGGACACAACCGAGAUGAUUCCAUCAGACUUUUCUCAUGAGAAGGAGGCUGACAAGGAAUAUGAGGCUCCAAUUAAAGCCAAACGAAGCAAACCCGAGGAUGCUGGAGGGGACGAGUUGGUCUAUCACCCAGUGAAACUGUCCAGAAGUGAUCUGUACAGACCACCGACAGCAGAGGAGCUGAAUCAGCUGAAAGAAGCAGAGAGCUUGUUUCAUUGCAGCCUCCUCAAAAUGCAGAUGGAGGAGCUACUGAAAGAAGUUGUCCUGAGUGAACGAAGGAAAGGGCAAAUAGAUUUAUUCAUUCACACAGUCACAAAGCUGCUCCAGACUUUUUCAAAUUCCCAAGAAGUUGAGAUAAGUGAUCUGUCAUGGCUGUCUGGUGCAGUUCAAGUCCCUUUUAUUAUGGUCCCAAAAACAACAAAAGGAAAGUUCCACAUGGCACCUCCUGCUUCUGUGGAUCUUAUUGGCAGCUACCCUCUAGGAACCUGCACCAAACCACAUGUCAUGGUGGAUCUGGCUGUUACAAUCCCAGCUGACAUCCUCCACCCAAAGGAUGCCUUAAACCAGAGGUAUGCCCGAAAAAGGGCUCUCUACCUGGCAGGCCUGGCUGAGCAUCUCAUUUCCUCUUCUGACAUUGGAACCAUGCAUUACUCCUGUCUGCAUGGGAACCGCCUACGCCCUGUUCUGCUCCUGAGACCUCCAGGCAAAGAGUCAUCUAACUUCACUGUACGUGUUCAUGCUUGUCCACCUCCUGGAUUCUUCAAGCCAAGCCGCUUCCAUCCCCAGAGAAAUAACAUACGAACAGAGUGGUACACCGGUUUGCAGACCUCUCAGUCUGAAAGCACUGAGCCUCCUACACCACACUAUAACAGCUCUAUUCUUGGGGAUCUACUGCCCAGGGCUCACCUCCAGUUUCUUUCUGCUGUCAGUUCUCAGUGCCCAGCCUUUACAGAUGGAGUGGCUUUACUGAAAGUCUGGCUUCGUCAAAGAGAGCUUGACCAGGGCACCGGUUGUUUUAAUGGAUUCCUUGCUUCAAUGCUCAUGGCUUAUCUCCUGACGACUCACAGAAUCAGUAACACCAUGACAGCUUAUCAGUUGCUCCGAAACAGCUUGAACUUCCUGGCAUCCACAGAUCUGACAGUGAAUGGAAUUAGCUUAUCCAAAGAUUCUGAUUCUACAGCUCCAUCUCUUUCGGAGUUCCACAGUGCUUUCCAGGUUGUGUUUGUUGACCCAUCCGGGCACCUGAACAUGUGUGCUGACAUGACUGCUUGUACCUACAAACAGCUGCAGCAUGAGGCAUCAGUUUCGAUGCAGUUUUGGGACAACCCUACGGUGGAUGGGUUCCACAGCCUCCUUAUGACCCCUAAAACAAUGAUAAGGACAAGUGACCAUGUCUUCCAGUUAUGUGAGCUAGUGAAGCUUCAGUCAAGCUGUAAGAAACUGAAUCUCCUCAGUGAGCUGAUGGAUUACAGUGGAAACUAUGUCCACACAGCGCUCCCUUAUAUUCUUUCACUGCUUCAGCAAGGACUGGGCCAAAGGAUCCAUCUCCUCACCCACUCCCUCCCUCCUGACCCUGAGUGGUCUGUGGAGAGCGAAGCACCAAAGUACAAAGACCAGCCUCCUCUCUCCUUCGGUUUGCUUUUGAGGCCAGAGCUGGCAGUGUCUGUCCUGGAGAGAGGCCCGUCUGCAGACAGCCCCAAGGCGGCUGAGUUUCGACAGCUGUGGGGCUCUCGCUCUGAGCUGCGUCGUUUCCAGGACGGUGCCAUCACUGAGGCUGUGCUCUGGGACGGAGAGAAGAUCUGCCAAAAACGACUGGUCCCGAGACAGAUCAUCACACACCUGCUGCUGCUCCAUGCAGAUAUUCCUGAGUCCUGUGUGCGAUAUGUUGGGGCGAUUGUCGAUGACGUCAUCAAAAUGGAACGCAAGGUGCCUAGUACUGGAGAGGAGGAGGGUUUAUUGGUUGUGCAGUCAUUCGAUGACCUGAGUAGAAAACUUUGGAAGCUAGAAGGGUUGCCCCUCUCCAUCACAUCUGUCCAAGGAGCCCAUCCUGCACUUAGAUACACACAGGUCUUUCCACCUCUUCCUUUGAAGUUGGACUACUCAUUCUUUGACAGAGAUAAGAUUUCUCGAUCACUGAUGCCAAAGGAAGGCAAACCAUGCCCUGCUUACAUCACUCCUAUCACAGUGAUUUGUCACAUGGAGGGAAGUGGAAAGUGGCCCCAUGAUCCACUCGCCAUUCGCCACAUCCGAGCUGCGUUCCACAUCAGCCUGGGAGAAUUAUAUAAGCGUCAUAAAUAUGCAUGCAGACCCUGCUCCACACACUUGGAUGUGUGGAAGGAUGGAUUGUUGUUCCGCAUCCAGGUAGCUUACCACCGUGAGCCUCAGGUUCUGAGGGAGAGUGUGAGUCUUGGUGGGCUGCAAGUUGUGAGGGACAAUGAGGAGGCUCAGGCCUUGGAGAUGGCCACUAUACACAAGCCUCUGCUUACCAGCACGUUGCAUGGGAUCCAGCAGCAGCACACGUGCUUCGGAGCAGUGUGUCGUCUGGCCAAACGCUGGCUGGGUGCUCAGCUCUUCAGCAGCGACAUCACAGAAGACACAGCAGACCUGCUAGUGGCGUCGCUUUUCCUACAGCCUGCACCUUUCACUCCUCCAGGCUCUCCUCAGGUGGGCUUCCUUCGUUUCCUUCAUCUCCUCUCGUCCUUUGACUGGAGGAACAGCCCGCUGAUAGUCAACCUCAACAACCAGCUCUCAGUUGCCGACUAUACAGAGAUCAAGAAUGACUUCAUGGCCUCCAGAGAGUCUUUGCCUGUCAUGUUUAUUGCUACGCCUAAAGACAAAAAAAUAUCGGUGUGGACCAAGCGAGCGCCAAGUGUACAGAUGCUGCAGCGGGUAGUGAUGGUGGCUGCAGAGAGUCUUAAGGUACUGGAACAUCAGCUGAUGGACAGUAGCCAAAUCCAAGAUGUCAGGGUGGUCUUUCGUCCUCCUCUGGAUGUCUACGACGUGUUGAUUCACUUGAACCAUAAGCAGGUCCCCCUACUCAACCAGGCCGUGGAUCCACCUGCUGUCACCUUCAGCAGGGGCAUCUUAACAGACAAGUCAGGGGCCUCAUCAGGAGGGGCCUUACCCGUUGUUGACUACAACCCUGUGUCCCUCUACCUGACAGAGCUCAGAGAGGCUUUUGGAGACCUGGCUCUUUUCUUCUGCGAUCCCUACGGUGGAACAGUAAUCACUGUUUUAUGGAAACCGAAGGCCUUCACACCAAUGCCCUUCAAGACCUCACAGGCAUCCGCUCGGAGCGUGGAAGUGACUGGAGAAGUCGUAAAUACUCUUCCCAACGUUGAAGCGAUACUGGAGGACUUCAAGAUCAUUGGAAAUGGUUUGGUCAAAUCAGUGGAAGUCAGAAGUGAAAGAUGGUCUAUUUAGAUAACGCUGACAACACACAGACGCAUCUUUUUCUACAUAAACAUUACAUAUGGCAUCUGACAGUCGCAACAGAGAAGUUGCUUUGCUGUAUUCUUAUCGGAAGAGAAAAACGGGAACACGAUUGUACAUCUUGUUAACAUUGUUUUUCUGAACAUUGUAAAUCUGUGUUAAUGUAGCUGCCAUAGACCAGUCAUGUAUUUGUUUAGGUGAUGCUGUACUAUGUCUAAUAAAGACACGUCUGCCAUUUCCA